AUGACAUCAAUAGACACAACCGAAUUCGUAGAAGUCGAGACGGGGACUCUCAAGUUUGAGAACGAAACACAGCAGGCGAAAUUUGAAUUGGGGACAUGCAUGGCUGUGUAUAAAUGGGAAGAACUAGCCACAGCAGUGGAAAAUUCGUGGGGUGGAGCCAACUCUGCUGAGAAGAGAGACUGGAUAUGUGGAGUAAUCAUCGAUCUAUUCGCCGAGUCCAAAGCAGUCGACGUUCAACUAAUAGAAGAAACGCUAUUGUAUGCGAUGUUGGACGAGUUCGACACAGAGGUGGAUAACGAUUCAGGAUUGGAGAUUGCUGCACUCGUGAUGAAAUUUUACAAACAGGUGCUGGAGCAGAAAUAUGAUGAAAUCGCGCAGCUUUACGCGAAAUGGCUCGAGAAGAAAGAACGAGGCGUACAGAACCACCAUGUACACGUACAAGAAGAUCCAAAUAAUCCCGAUGUUUCGGAUAAUGAAGGAGAAGAGGAAGUGGAAAAUGAAGCGGAAGCGGAAGACAUGGCGAUUGAUAUUGACGAACCCGAAUUGGUGGAACACCAGUCUGCAGAGCUAGGGCCAAUAGUGGAUGACGAUGGCUUUGAAUUGGUACAAAAGGGUGGAAGAAGAAGUAAAAGCAGAAGGUGA
This is a messenger RNA of Lodderomyces beijingensis, 642 nucleotides long. Lineage: Eukaryota; Fungi; Ascomycota; Pichiomycetes; Serinales; Debaryomycetaceae. The record is from the annotation of a GenBank genome assembly.